GGUGUCUGUUUAACCUAUAACUGCAAUUUAAAUCAAAUGAGAUGAAAUUAACCUAUUAUUUACUUCGUUUAAUGUUCCCUUUCCCUCUUCGUUUGUGUUUGAAUCUUAUGUUUGAACGUUGUUCAUAACCGGACGUGUAAACGUGUGGGAAUCAUUUCUGAGAACAACUGCGAGCUCUGCACACAUGGCUGUGUUGCUACAGCGCCCCCACGCGGCCCUGGCCUUUCUCUUCUUGUACUGCCUGACCGGUGGCCUGUCCAUCCCAGACCCCAGGCAGAGACAGGCCCUCAUACAGCUGGAGGCCUCCAUGCAGACGGGUGGACAGCUGGUAUUGACUGAUGCAGAGCAACAGCUGGACGCUCUUUUGUUUAAACUGAAGCAGGAGGAGAUAAUGAGAGCAGACUUUCCUCCCGCCAUGCACUUCUUCAAGGCCAGACCCCUCAUCAGGACCAGUCCCAUCUUUGGUCUGCUUCAGAAGAUGCCUAAAGGGGGAGCCCUCCAUGUCCAUGACUUCUCCAUGACUAGCGUGGAGUGGCUAGUGAAGAACGCGACCUAUCGGCCCCACUGCUACAUGUGCUUCACCGACAACGAUUCCAUCAGAUUCAUCUUUUCAUCUCUAUGGCCCAAAUCUCUGCCACAUUGUUCUCCCUGGAUCCUGCUGGAAAACCUCAGGGCCAAGAUGGCCAACACCACAGAUCUGGACAACAGCAUCAUGGGCAACCUGACAAUCUUCACCGACCAGGAUCCAGAAACAGUGUACCCCAGUCAGGAUGUGAUAUGGAAUAGGUUUGAACAGGCCUUCCUUGCAUUGUGGGGUCUGGUCACAUAUGCUCCUGUGUUCAGAGACUACUACUACCAAGGCCUGACUGAGUUUUACAUGGACAACGUCAUGUAUCUGGAACUGCGGGCUUUACUCCCAGAGAUAUACGAGUUGGACGGCAGCACUCAUGACACAGUGUGGACUCUGAAGACUUACGAGGAUGUCACCAGGCAGUUCACAUCAGAGCACCCAGACUUCUUUGGAGCAAGAAUCAUCUUCACAGUCCAUAGGGGAGUUAAUAUCUCUGUGAUGACCGCAGUUGUGGAGGAGGCUAUGAAGCUACAGAGAGACUUCGCUGAUAUCAUGGCUGGUUUUGACCUGGUGGGCCAUGAGGACAGUGGCAAACCCCUGUGGUAUUUCAGAGAUGCCUUGUCACUGCCAGCAGAGAGAGGGAUGCCGCUUCCUUUCUUUUUCCAUGCUGGAGAGACUGAACUUGAAGGCACAGACGUGGACCAGAACAUGUUGGAUGCUCUUUUGUUGAACACCUCCCGUAUUGGCCAUGGAUUUGCUCUGCUUCGCCACCCACUUGCCAAAGUUCUAUCCAAGAAGAGAGGAGUGGCUGUGGAAGUUUGCCCCAUCUCUAAUCAGGUGAUGAAGCUAGUAAAAGAUCUGCGAAACCAUCCAGCAGCUGCACUGAUGUCAGAGAACCACCCACUGAUCAUCAGUUCUGAUGACCCUGCCAUGUUCGGUGCCUCUGGACUCUCUUAUGACUUUUAUGAAGCUUUUGUGGGCUUUGGUGGCAUUAGAUCCAGUAUAGGCACCCUCAAAGAGCUGGCCAUAAGCUCUAUUAGGUAUAGUUCUUUGACUGUGAAGCAACAGGAGAAAGCCCUGGCUCUGUGGCAGAGAAGAUGGGAGAAGUUUGUCUCUGAAAAUGCUCUUUGAGAGGAGCUUGUUUUUAUUUAAAUGUUGUCUGUAUGGCAAUCUGCACAUGACUUCAUGCUUCAUUUGAGAGAGGAAUGCAUAGGUAAAUUUGAAAUGGAAAUGUUAAAACCGUCUUUCCUGCUAUGACAGGUGGUAUCUGCUGUGAAACAGUGCUUGUCCCAUGGUGCCACAAAAUGGAGUGGAUGAAUGCAUUACAGACAAGUGAGGGUGAUUACUUGAAGUACACAUAGGAAAUGUCUGGUUUUAUAAGGGAUUUUUACUGUAUUUGCACUUUAAGAGUCACGUUUGCCUUUGUCAGAUUUCUUUUAGUGGGUUUGUGGUUUGCUUGUGUUUUGUAAGAGUGAAAACCUUGUUAAAAUCGUUUAGAUUUUUAGCUGUCAUGGAUAUAAACAGGCAUAGUUGAACUUUGAAGUGAACAGAAGCUGACAUUUUAAUCUAAAAGUCAAAAACUCAAAACAAGUGGAUCAUAUUUGCUUUAAGGUAUUUUUGGAAGCAUUAGCCGAGCUUCAUAUGAACAACUGUCAGUGUCAUCCAGACAGAUUUAAGUGUUGAGAGCUGCUGAACUUGAAUUUGACAGUUAGAACCAACUGUUGAUUUACUGUGUGCUUCAGUUUCUUCGGUGUUCUUCUCAUGUAGCAUCACUAUCAGUACUGAGCCACUGUAAUGAGCCAGUCAUCAGCGCAGCCUGUCAUCCAUCUGUCAUCUGCUGCAGGUGUUGAAUUUGGAGAAGAAGCUGUCGUCAAUACGUCCUCUUUCAAUGUCUGCUUUCCUUAAAGUGACACACAGUGAGACAGUGUUUUUUUGUUUGCUUGAAUAUCUGCUGAAUGUAGAUCUGAAUGAAAAAUUCCUUAAUGUUACUCACUGUUCUUUCUGUGCCUGUGCCAGUUUGUUGUUGGUGCUGUCCAGGUGUUGUCUCAGCUGCUUGUUGAGUCUUGCCUGCUGUCUCUCUAUCAACAAAGCUGUACGAGCCGAGUCCCUGCGGAUACGAUCGAGUUGCUCCUCUUCUUGUUUUUUCUCUAAUUCCAUCCUCUACAGACACACAGAUGACAAAGACAGACAUGCUCACCCAGCAGCUCCCCGUGGAUUGCUUUUUAAAUUAUUAAACUUUGAGUCUUUUGAGUGUCA
This is a messenger RNA of Scatophagus argus, 2827 nucleotides long. RefSeq names its product adenosine deaminase 2a (gene ada2a). The record is from RefSeq and is a predicted model, not a curated record. The transcript is spliced from 10 exons. Bases 185 to 1702 code for a protein of 505 amino acids. Gene Ontology annotation, biological process: inosine biosynthetic process; adenosine catabolic process. Gene Ontology annotation, molecular function: adenosine deaminase activity. Lineage: Eukaryota; Metazoa; Chordata; Actinopteri; Scatophagidae.